CAUUUCCCUAGUUUUAAUUGAUUUGGGUCGCCUCUCUCACUCAGUCUCGGUGCCUAGAACUAUACUAGUAGUAGCAGUAGGGUUUUCCAAAACCCCAGAACCCAAUUCCUCGCUCUCUUCAGGUUUGAUUUUCGUAAGGUGGCGAGCCUUUUGAAUGUAAUGCAUGCUAUAAAGGGUGGCUGGGUUGGGCAAACAUUUGCCCUAGCUAAAAACAAUGAAUCUGAAGGAAGGAAGUCCCGAAUUCGGCGUUCAAAGGAGGAGAGGAAGGAAAUGGUUGAAGCCUUUAUAAAAAAGUAUCAGAUUCUACACAACGGGAGUUUUCCAUCACUUAAUCUGACCCACAAGGAAGUUGGUGGAUCUUUCUACACUGUACGAGAAAUUGUCCGAGAUGUAAUCCAAGAAAAUAGAGUGCUGGGUCCUGCUAAGUUCGUUGCAGAGGAUCAGACUAUUGAUCAGUUCUUGGAACGUAAUCCACUUGGUUCGAUUGCUGCAGAACCUCAAAAUGCUUUGUCAGAAGCAUCAAAUGAUUCUCAGUUUGCCAACAAUCAAAAUCAGGGUACAGUUCAAGAAAUGGUUUUGGCUUCUGAUGGUCAUUCGUUUACUCUUGAACAUCAGAUUCUCGACCAUGGCCGAGCCAUCAAUGGCACUGCAGCAGAAGUGAAUAGCAAAGAAGUGGAGAGUAAAGAGUUGCAAGUAACUGUGCCAGUGGAAACAGAGAAGAAGGUAGCUGAAGAAUCUGUAGUUUCUGAUGGGAAUUGUAUUUGUCAUGAAUAUCAGAUGUUUGACAAUGGCGGCCAGGUAGAUCAGGAAGACAAACAAACUGAGGAACUGACAUGUGCAGAGCAUAGAACAAGUGUGCCUUUGGAAGUAGAGAAAAAUGUUGAAGAAGUUUUGGCAAUAUCUAGGUCUAAAGUGACCUCCAUAGAAGCAGAUGUAAUAGUUGAGACAUUCCCCUUAACGCCUGUUACUAGGACUACUGAGAGCUUGGAUGGAAAGGUAGAAUUAGGAAAUUUUGGUAUAUCUACUGAGGAUAAAGGAACCAAGGGGAUGGGGUUAGCCACUGGUGUUGAUAGUACGCUGUUGGAUACAGUAUAUUCCGUGAAUAGUUUGGUCGACGAUAAAGUAGUGGUGAAAAGCCCCUUGGUUGGAAACAAAUCCAGCUCAGUAAAUGAGGAAGCCUUAGAAAUUGUCAGAGACCCAUCACUGGAGACCUCAAAUCGCUCAACCCUUGAAGGAAAUAUUAUACAUGAAAAAGGAAGCACAGACCUUAAGGUCAAAGCACCUGGAAAUGACGUUCCUAUAUCUGAGAGCUUUGAACAAAUUGAAGGGACUGCUGGAGCUAAGAUAAUGAAAGCUCCAGAUACAAAGAACCUUAAUGGUACCAGUGUUUGCGAUGGGCUGUCACAAACCAAAGAGGUGCUUGUGAUUGAAGAUGAAGUUGGUGUGCACUCCAGCGCAGGCUUGCAAAAAGGAAGCAACACUUUAGACAGGAUUAGUCUCGAAUCGUGGCAAAAGGCGUCUAGAAAUUCCACAAAUCGAGAAGGCAAAUCACUUUGGGCUGUAUUUAAAGAGUAUAUAGACGCCAUUGUGAAGUUUUGGUCUAAUGAGCUUUGAGUGUACUUUGAAUAAUUUUUAUUGCUGAGCGAACAAUUUCUGUACCUGCCAGGGUUAUUUGUGAUUUCAGUUUUAUUAGAUCAUCAUUAUCUUCUUUUA
Rosa chinensis is the source of this 1713-nucleotide messenger RNA. RefSeq lists its product as uncharacterized. The transcript is spliced from 5 exons. Bases 160 to 1614 code for a protein of 484 amino acids. NCBI's taxonomy places the organism in Eukaryota, Viridiplantae, Streptophyta, Magnoliopsida, Rosales, Rosaceae. The record is from RefSeq and is a predicted model, not a curated record.